UUCCAUUCUGGACAUCGCAGAGGUUUCUGACAGCAAUAGUGACCUUCUGGGGAUUCGCCGUUCUCUACCUGCAGCGGGUCAACCUCAGUAUCGCCAUGGUCUGCAUGGUCAGGUCUGGGGGCAGCAACCAAUCUUUCACCUGGAGCAACGACA
Molecule: messenger RNA, 153 nt
Organism: Candidula unifasciata
Lineage: Eukaryota; Metazoa; Mollusca; Gastropoda; Stylommatophora; Geomitridae
Source: the annotation of a GenBank genome assembly